GAUUAUACCGCAUUCGACCUAAUCCUGCAGUGAGUCUGGGCACGUGCCUCAUUGACAGCAAUACGUGAACGCGAAAAUUCAUAAUUCUUAAACGAAAACGAAAUGAUAAGAGAGUCUAUUGUAUGCGUUGUAUUUUCAUCAGCGAAUGAUACCGGUGAAAUAACAAUGGGAAAUGACAUUUGUUAUUGAUAAUUUGUCACACCUUUUAACGAAAUCGGCUCCGCCGAACGGACGGGAUGAAUAUCAGGCGUCUGCCGGGAUUUAUGUACCAUUAUAAAGUCGUGGCAGCGCUCUUGUUUUCAGUGAUAUUUCUAGUGAUUUAUUUUCUUUUGCAUUGGGGCAUCAUGUGCACAAAUCUUGAAGCCUGGCGGCAUGUAUCGAAUGUGUGUAAAAGACAUUCAGAGGGCAUUGCUGUGGGAAUCUUAUGUGGUCCAUUAUGCUCGGAACGUGGAAUUCACACGUUAGCUUGCGAAACACUACAUGCCGGAAAGGAAGCCGUAUUUUCCGCCCACUGGGAAACGACGCGUCUUGUAUUCAAGUCAUCGAGAUCAAAGCAAAGAACUGAUCAAUUCGGAUCAAUAUUUUCGGUCGACUCGUCGGCCGUAAAGCAUUAUCCAUCUGAAGAGGAUUUUAGAGAAAUGAUAAAGAGUCUUAUAUCAACUAAAUUGAAUCAAACGAUUUCUAAACAGCAAUUAGAGCGAUUGAGUCGAUUGCGCAAUCAUCAUGUGGAAACAAAUCCGGAAAAACGUCGCCUAGAAAUGGAAAACGUAUGGCCAUUGUUGCAAGAGAACGAAUACGUGAUAUCAAUACUUUACGAAGAUCGUGACGUGUUUCCACAAUUGAUUGGAACUUGCGGUACUUUUUACGCGGUGGAAUACGUCAGUCCUAUCGAAACGCCAACGACAAUUUUGGCACUGUCAGAUUCGAAACCCGAAUGGGCCAAACGAGUGAAAUUGGCCGUAAUGAUUUUGGAUCUUCUAGAAGAGCUUGAUAGUAACUUUCCAGAACCAUUUCAUCUGUGCGACGUAAAAAUAAAUCAUUUUGGGUUACCACUUGGCGGCCAGAGACUAAAAUUUCUCGAUUUGGAUGCUGUAUUUCCAAAAACUGUCGUCAGCCGUCUGACGGCUGACAAUAGCGAAUGUGAGAGACACGAAGAUUGUGAUUAUUUUGAUUGUCGAUCAUUGUGUUCGGAAAACAAGCGCUGUGAGAUUCCAGUUGUUAAUAAUAAUAUGCAGAUCAUCUGCGAGAAAAUCUUUCUUGGGUGGACGCUUUCGGGCACCAUCAUCAUUCCUGGUUUACUUAUGUCUGAACAUACUACUAGCACAUUGGCUGUAUUAUUGAGACAGUGUGCAAAUCCACAAAUUGAUUCUGUAUAUUUACCAAGAGCUGCAGUGGCUGACGAUGUCAAAACGAGGCUGUACAAUAUGCUGAGUGAAAUGGAUCAGGAACUUAUGUCAAACAGAAAUCAAUGAACAUGGACGAUAUAGUAUGAAAAAUUUGUAGAAUAUGAAAAGAGUUGCCUUGACAGUGAGCUUGCGAAAAUGGAAGCUGAGAAAUAUGGAUCUUAAAAUUAAUGAAAAUGUAGAAUGAUUUGUCUUCAACGAAAAAUUAGUAAAUAGUGUGAGUGCUCGGUAAGUUCCUAUUCGUGUAUCCCGUUAUAGUAGUGUCAAAAUAAUUUUCACGUAGAAUGGAUUAAUUUUUGAUCAACUUAUGUACAAGGUCGACGUAUACAAUAUCAACGACAUGUAUAAUAUCGUACAUUUUUGCAACAACAAAUUUCGUUGAAACUUAUGAUAAUACUGUCGAUAUUUAUGGAUUCUACAUGGUAUUGAUCGUAUAAGUAUAAUGAAGCAUAUGAAAUUUUUUUCCGAAAUACAGAAAAAUGCAUUUCAAUUUAUAGACGGCACUUGGAUCUUUUAAAUCUAAUAAAAAAUAUAAAGAUGUCAGCCUAGCCGUCCUGGAUAAUGAUAUAUGGAAAGUUAUUGUCAUUGAUUAUAAUUAAUAGAUAGUGUGCCUACAAAUAUAAAUUUGCACCAAACAUAAUUUAA
Messenger RNA from Cephus cinctus (wheat stem sawfly), 2048 nucleotides. RefSeq names its product protein FAM69C (gene aln). NCBI's taxonomy places the organism in Eukaryota, Metazoa, Arthropoda, Insecta, Hymenoptera, Cephidae. The transcript is spliced from 5 exons. The record is from RefSeq and is a predicted model, not a curated record. The coding region runs from base 237 to 1472 and encodes 411 amino acids.